Molecule: messenger RNA, 2278 nt
Organism: Hipposideros armiger (great roundleaf bat)
Lineage: Eukaryota; Metazoa; Chordata; Mammalia; Chiroptera; Hipposideridae
Gene: RAB7A
Product: RAB7A, member RAS oncogene family
Exons: 7
Coding region: 304-927 (207 amino acids)
Biological process (GO): endosome to lysosome transport; phagosome-lysosome fusion
Cellular component (GO): lysosome; phagocytic vesicle; late endosome
Molecular function (GO): GTPase activity; GTP binding
Source: RefSeq, a predicted model, not a curated record
UCCGCUCGGGGCGGCGGCGGUGGCGGAAGUGGAAGCGGAGUCAGAUUCUUGGCCAUAAAGCCCAAGGCGGCGGCUGCGGCGGCGUUGGAAAUUUAGGGAGUGCGCAGGAGUCCUUUCAAACCGGAACUUGGCCUUCUCUGCCGUGUCCUCCCUUGCGUCUCCUCGGCGGGAGCCCUUGUGACGCGCCCGGCCCGGAGCCCCCAGCGGAGCGGCAGCGAUUUGGGAGAGUUGAUUCAGAUUUAAGUCUAAGAACUGGAAAGUGAGGUUGUGAGUACUUCUGAAGAUACUGGCCAAGUUUGAAGGAUGACCUCUAGGAAGAAAGUAUUGCUGAAGGUUAUCAUCCUGGGAGAUUCUGGAGUUGGUAAGACAUCACUCAUGAACCAGUAUGUGAACAAGAAAUUCAGUAAUCAAUAUAAAGCCACAAUAGGAGCAGACUUUCUGACAAAGGAGGUGAUGGUGGAUGACAGACUAGUAACAAUGCAGAUCUGGGACACAGCAGGACAGGAACGAUUCCAGUCUCUUGGUGUAGCCUUCUACAGAGGCGCAGACUGCUGCGUUCUGGUAUUUGACGUGACUGCCCCCAACACGUUCAAAACCCUUGAUAGUUGGAGAGAUGAGUUUCUCAUCCAGGCCAGUCCUCGGGAUCCUGAAAACUUUCCCUUCGUGGUUUUAGGAAACAAGAUUGACCUCGAAAACAGACAAGUGGCCACGAAGCGAGCACAGGCCUGGUGCUACAGCAAAAACAACAUUCCCUACUUUGAGACCAGUGCCAAGGAGGCCAUCAACGUGGAGCAGGCGUUCCAGACAAUUGCACGGAAUGCACUUAAACAGGAAACGGAGGUGGAGCUGUACAAUGAAUUUCCUGAACCGAUCAAACUGGACAAGAAUGACCGGGCCAAAGCCUCAGCAGAAAGCUGCAGUUGCUGAAUGAGCAGUGAGAGCAGAGCACAGAGUCCUUCACAAACCAAGAACACACUUAGGCCUUCCAACACAAACCCCCCUCUCCUCUUCUAAAAAAAAAACACAUAACGUGAUUUCUCUGGACCAGUUGCCAAAAGAAAUCCCACCAAACACACUCACCCCCCCACCAUACAACACACACACACACCUGACACAAGCCCAGGCAGACUCCAGCCCAGGCCUGUGCUGGCUCCAUCAGAGUCUGCCCAUCCACCACAUCAGCCCUUGUAUGGCCACAGGAUGGGCCAGCUUUAGACAUCAUUCUGACAUAGAGUUGGCAUCAGAAGCUUAUUUUUAUCCACCAGGGAGAGAGAACUGUUUACAGUUAACUUGUGUCUAAUUAGUUAUCUGAUUUUUUUUAAUGGUCUUGUGUCUUUUUACCCCAUCCCCAACCCCCUCCUAUGAAGGCUACCACUUGGGAAGGCUGGUGCCCCAUGCUUCAUUACAGGCUCACACCCAGUGUGAUCAAGCUGAGUUUUGUAUGUAUCUGUUAAUGCUUGUUACUUUUAACUAAUCAGAUCUUUUUACAGUAUCCAUUUAUUAUGUAAUGCUUCUUAGAAAAGAAUCUUAUAGUACAUGUUAAUAUAUGCAACCAAUUAAAAAUGUAUAAAUUAGUGUAAGAAAUUCUUGGAUUAUGUGUUUAAGUCCUGUAAUGCAGGAGUGUAGGAUGGAGGGUUGAACCCUGUCUGGAUGGCAGAGUGUUAGCAACUCAGAAUUCAGAAACCCAGCUAGAGGCAGUAUUCUGUACAGUAGACACAAGAAUUAUGUACGCCUUUUAUCAAAGACUUAAGAGCCAAAAAACCUUUCAUCUCUCCAGGGGGAAAACUGCCUGUUUCCUUCUGUAUCUAAAUUUCCAAAAGGUUGAUUUGCAUAAUACAGUGGUGUGUGUAGUAGAUAAAUGGCUGUUAAAAUUCUCAUUCCCACCCCCUUUUUUUUUCCUCCUCCACACUUUGAAACUCCCCUAUUAGAUCAACAUUCUACUUAUAAGAGGAAAAGGAAUAUCCUAACAGAUCUGUCUUAGUGAUUUUACCUUUGUUCUAGAAGGCUCUCCUUUUCAGGGUUGUGGUAUCCUUAGGUUAGCAAACCUUUUUCUCCUUUUCCCCACUGACUCCCCAAUAUUGCCCAUUAUUAAUUAACCUGUUUCUUUGGUAUGGAAUCCUGGAAGUUCUGCCCCCUCUCUAAGAUCUGCUCCUGCACUAUAGCUUGCUUAACAGAGUACUUCCCCCUUUUCCAAAGGUCUACAUUCUAGGGUGUGGGCCAAGUUCUUCUGUAAAGAGAUGAACGUGAUGCCAAUAAAAUGUAACAAGAGCAAAGAUCA